UUUAUCAUAAAACUGAUAAACUGGAUUUAGAAAGUACACUAUGUCAUAGUCCUAAAUUCAAACGUAUAAUCGAAUACUAAAGAGUAUCCCUUAAUCAGUAUCAAAAACAGUAAAGUUAUCCAUAAGUCAAUAAUUUUGAUUUGAUAUUCUAUAUAUUUAUGACCUUUUAUUAUAAUUACAAUAUUUUUUGCCCUUUAAUUUUAUUUGCAUAUUCACAUUUUUGAUGAUUAUUUCUGAACCAAAGUAUUGUGGAUUAUUUAACUUAUAUAUUAUCGGUCCAAAUAGUUAAAAACCAAUUUAGAGAUGUCAAAUGAAUCAAAAAUAAGCUGGAGUUGUAUGAAUUCCAAAGAGGAUUUAUUGAAACUUUUUUCUGGUCAUGUUGAUAUUGAUGUUAUUGAAAUGAUGAUUGAUAACCGCAAUAAUUUGUUAUUGGCAUAUCGUGACCUUAUGGAAAUUACCAAAAUUCCGAAUUCUGAAACAAAUUUACAAUUGUCAUCCAAUGAAGACGUAUUAGCUGCCACUUCUGAUUUAAAUAGUCCUAAUAUUAUUAACUGGGAACGUUUAUCAAAAAAUGAAUCGCCAACUAAUCGGAUAUUAUAUUUAGUAUCGAAAGGCUUUAAAGUUAUGGUAUUGAUGAGAGGAUGUCCAGGUAGUGGGAAAUCUUAUCAAGCCACUAAUAUUUUAAAUAUGUGCUAUAAAAAUGCUAAUGUUGAUGAAUUUAUAUUCAGUGCAGAUAAGUUUUUUAUAAAUAAACAAUCGGGUGGAUAUAAUUAUAUUCCUUCCAAAAUAAGACAAGCCCAUCAAUGGGCUCUUGAAAAUACAAAAAAAGCAGUUUUAAAUGAAGUUACUCCUAUAAUUAUUGACAAUACCCAUAUUGAAGCUUGGGAAAUGGAAAAUAGUAUUAAAAUGGGUGUAAACAAUGGUUAUUGGAUUGAAAUUCUGGAGCCCAUUUCUGAAUGGGCAUGGGAAGGAUCAGAGUUAGCCAAAAGAAAUAUUCAUUAUGUUCCUUUAGAAUAUAUUAUGAAUUCUAUACGUCGAUAUGAUCAUUAUAUCAAUACUGAAAAUUUUCUAACUAGAUUUAAAUUAAAGUAUAGCAAAAAUAAUCAACCUCCGCAAUUAUCAAAUAAUAUAAAAAAGUACCAGCUUCAUGAAAAUCUUUUAGAUGAAAAAAAAAAAAUUAUUGAACCCAUAAUUGCAAAUUAUGAACACUUUAAUAAUUUAUGUAUAUCACAGAAACAAAAUAAUUAUAAAAAUGAAAACCCGUGUACUUCAUUUAAUAAUAUUGAUGAAGAUCCUUGGAUUACUAAUAUGAUACAAAAAAAAGAAGAACCAGUACUUUUUUUAGUAAAUGAUCUUGAAAAUCUAUCAAAUGAUAUAUCUGAUAUAAAUGAAGAUUGCUUUUCUACAUCCCCCUUUGAAGAAGCAUCUAACUUUACCAAUAAAUCAGUCAAUACAUAUGAAAAUGAUUUCUUAUUUAUGGAAGUUUUAAAUGAAAUACCCGAAGAAGAAUACAGCAGUUAUGUUAUUUUUGGCAGAAAUAGAAAUAUUAAUGAUGGAAAUCAUAGUAUUUCAGGUACAUUUUGUGGAAAAUUAGAUAAAGGUACUAUAACUAAUGAUGAGCUCAUAGGAAUCAUCCAUAAACCAAAUAUAAGUGAAAUUCGUAAGCAGUUUCCGGAAAAUGUUUGUUCAUUAAUAAUUGAAUUGUUUGAUAAAUGUGAAGGAAAUAUUGAUUGGAUUUUGGAUAUGUUAUUCGAGUUAGGACAUAAUAUUUCAAAAGAACAGCUACAAAAUGUCAUUCAGAUUGAAGAAAAUAAUUUAGCUGAAAAUAUUCAAGUUCAAAAUACUAUUGAAAAAAUAAGACCAAAUAAACAAGAUAAUGAUUUGUCUAUCAUCUUUCCAAAUUCUAAAUCAAACACUCUAAAAUAUAAUGAAGAUACUUUUGGUAAAAAAAAAAAGCAGGGAAAAAAAGUAAUGGACACAAAAGGCAAAAAAUUUCACACAACUCAUCCUAGUUUUAGUAUUGAUCUCAGAAAAAAUAUUGAAAAUAAAUUUACAUUUGAUGAUUCAUUAUAUUCUGACCAUGUAUUAAAUAUAAAAAAAUUGAAAGAAAUUCAUAAUACACCGAUAAAUUACAAUUUAGUUAUACCAUCAACAUCUGAUGGUAUUAAAAAAGAUUCAAAAGCAGAAAAUGAUCCCAAAGAAAAGUUUGUUCAGUUGGUUAUAGAUACUUCUGUACUGGCUCAAUUAUGUGACUACUUUGGUGAUUUUUCUUCUGAUCUUAGUAAAACCGCAUUACCAAUGUCUGUAAGAUUACCUGAAAAGUUAGCAGAAGAUCUUUAUUACUGUUUGAUUGCAAAUGUACCUACAGAUAUUUGUGAGCAAGAAGCUAUAUUAAAAGAUGAAACUUUGGCCAAAACGUUGCAAGAAGAGUAUAAAAAAUCAACAUCUAGUAAUUCUAAUUCUGGAGGACUUUCUUUUGCUGCAGUUUUAUCAAAACAAUUAUUAUUGGAAAAAUUCAAACAUUUUGAUUCUAAACUUAUUAUGGAUGUUUUGCAUUCCAAUGGUUAUAAAUUUGAAGAAUCGUGUAACAUAUUAACUGAGUUAUCUGGAAGAAGAUGUUUAUCAAAUCAAGACUCUCCCAACAUAGAAAAUGAAGAUAAUUAUAUCAAUAAAGUCCAGCCUAUUGUUCAAAAUUAUGAACAAGAAGCUUUAAAACAUGCACACUCAAGACAACAGUUUUUAAAUAAAGCUAAUCAAUCAUUAAGCUCAAAAAUACAUCCUGCAGUGACUGCAUAUUAUUUAAAAAGAGCAGAAGAAUCCAAACAAAAUGAAAAACAUGCAAAAAAUCAAGAAUUAGUCAACAUGAUUAAGCAAAAUGAAAGUACUACUUUAGAUCUCCAUCAUUUCCCUGUUAAAGAUGCUAUAUUAGCAUUGGACAUAUACUUGGAUAAACAUAUAUCUUAUUUGAAAAAACUCAAUGAAAUAUACAGUCGAGGUAGACAGUUGACAAUUAUAACAGGUCGUGGAAAACAUAGUCCUAAAGGUAUAGCCCGCAUCAAACCAGUUGUAAUACAAAGACUUGAAAUAAGACGAUUAAUGUACUUAGAACCAGAAUCUCCAGGGUUAAUAAUGGUUAUUAUAAAAAAGAACUCAUUGCUUAGUUUGGAACUUUAAAAGUUAAUAACUAUAUUGUUUAAUAACUUUUAAAUAAUAUUUAUAGAUUUUAUAAAUAUAUGAAAUCAAGUAGAAAUAAGUUUAGACUAAAUAUUUAUUUACUUACUAAUUUUAAUUCAUCAAUAUUUAAUGAAGUGAAACAGUUCACAGAUUGCCAUUUUAUGAAUUACACUCUAUGUUUUGUUAUU
Sipha flava (yellow sugarcane aphid) is the source of this 3362-nucleotide messenger RNA. RefSeq lists its product as uncharacterized. NCBI's taxonomy places the organism in Eukaryota, Metazoa, Arthropoda, Insecta, Hemiptera, Aphididae. The coding region runs from base 304 to 3174 and encodes 956 amino acids. The record is from RefSeq and is a predicted model, not a curated record. The transcript has 11 exons.